Penicillium diatomitis is the source of this 831-nucleotide messenger RNA. RefSeq lists its product as uncharacterized. The record is from RefSeq and is a predicted model, not a curated record. The transcript is spliced from 2 exons. Bases 1 to 831 code for a protein of 276 amino acids. NCBI's taxonomy places the organism in Eukaryota, Fungi, Ascomycota, Eurotiomycetes, Eurotiales, Aspergillaceae.
AUGCUCGCUUCCAAUAUCCACAUCACCCCUCCAGUGCAGUCAUCCUUGCCCACCCCGGACACAUCAAACUACUCUCCCGACGAAGUUCCCUCGUGCGGAGGCCAUGGAACACUCGAGAUUUUGUCGGUGACUCGAUUCCUCGAGGAGCAUGGGAUCGAGUGUUGUCUUGUCGGGGUCUCGGCAUUGAUCUAUUACGGGGCGGGUCGAGUGCGAGAUGAGUGGGACCUCUGUGUUCCCGACAACAAAGUCACCGAAGCCGCGGCGCUUCUCUCCUCCAAAUUGAUUUCCGACCAGAUUCACGCGGUCCCGCCUCAUUCAACCUCACAUCCGUUCUCCUUGAGUCACACCUACCAUCGGUUCAAGGGGAAUGGCAUCCAUUUCUACUUUGUGCUGAUGCCGGCUCAUGACGCUCACAUUCCGUCCGGUCCGUUCCAUAUCGAUCGUAGUCCAAAUGGUCUCCCGUAUCCCACGCUUCCGGUGCUCAUGCAGAGCUUCCUGGACACGAAUGACGAUGUCUCUCUGUGUGACUGUAUCGACGGGACCAAUGUCUCAGAAGAAUGGGGAUAUCGACAUUUGGACCUCGAAGGCACCAACGAUCUGGAAUGGACGACGCGGAUGAAUCAAGUCGCCAAAGAAGCGGCACAGGGGAAAGGAUGGCUCUUCGUUCACUACUUCCCCACGCAAACGAUCAACAAACGCGACAAAUGGGUGGCCAGGAUACGCAGUAAAAAGGGCAGACUCGGCUGGACGACGCCAGACAGUCUGUUCGAAACCCGUUUUCGACUCAAGGACUCGCCUGACCCGUGGACUCAGAAACGCAUGUCUUGUUAA